AUGACACAGAAGAAAAAAGCCUCGUAUAUGAGAAUUGAAAUUUGUGGAGCUAGUGAGUUAUUUUUCUUUUCUCAUUAAAGAGGAUAUAAAUCAACAAAUUAAAUUAUUUCUAUGUAAUUGACUGUCGUUGCACGUUCACACACAAAUCAUUUAGGGAUGUUUUACUCAAAUCUCCGAUACCCUCAGUCUUUUUUUCGAUGUGCCUAUAGCGCCUGUAUCCUGGAACACAUAGAUAAAAAUGUUAGUUUAUUAUAAUUCCUAUCUUUCCAGCUCUGUUACCAGUUAAACCUUCAAACCUCAUGGUCACUAACAUCAAGUCAAGAAGUGCUGAAAUAUCUUGGCUAGAUUCUGAGAACACAGGAGAUAGAAAUCUUACAGGAGUGUGGAUUAAACUGAAAAAAGAGAACUCUCUUAUCCUGAAUACUACCAAAGAUAAAGUCAACAAAUACAAAUUAGAUAAACUCACUCCAUACACUGCAUAUAAAAUAUCAGUCGCUGCUCGAAAUAAACAUGGUUUUGGUGAAGAGACUAUUACUUCGUUCACAACAUCAGAAGAAGGUGAAAUAGAUAAAAACGUAGACAAUUCAUAGGAUUAUUUGUGAAUCUGCAAAGUGUAAAGUUUUUUUUCAUUUCUUACAAAACCAGUAGCUUUUACCCUUUCAAAUAUAGGUUAAUAGACUGGUAUCCUUAUUUAAUGGUAUGAAACUGUAACAGAAAAUUUGUGGUUAUUACAAACUACAACCUUGAUCGUCAAUAUCAUUUAAGAAAGAUUAGUCUGAUGUUCGUUUAAUUCUUUAUUUUUGUCCAACUAUUCUUAAUUUUUCUAUCUGUACGCGUUGUCCAGCGUGGCUGGUUUCCCUAGGGAAGGUACCAUGCUGGUUUUAAGGAAUUGCAACAACUCUCGCACACAAUGAUGAUAUUAUUAUUAUCGCAUAUCAUGGCUAAUAUUCAGCAGAAUUGUCAUGCAUUAUCACUAAAGAAUCGCCCUCCCCGUACACCUCUAAGGACACUAAGUAAUAAAAUAUUAUAUUUUAUAAAACAACUCACCAUAUUAUCUAAAUUGAUGUUUAGCUCCAGAAGGUCCUCCACUGAAUGUCAAAGUGACGGCAGAAAGAUUAUCAUCAUUAUCUGUUACAUGGGAACCUCCUAAAAAAGACAAACGAAAUGGCAUGAUCGUCAACUAUACUGUGUGUAUCUCACAUGAAGAAUGUAAACCUUGCUUUGAAAAGCAUACUACAAAGGAAAAGAUGUUAAUCAUCAACAACUUGAAUGUCUCAACCAAAUAUUAUGUUCGUGUUCUUGCAAGUACUAAAGUCGGUUUUGGAAACUACAGUGAAAUUAAAGGGAAAUUUACUAAUGGAAGUAAGACAGUGUUCUCUUUGCAUUAAAACGUAAUUAAUAAAAGAAAGGAAAAACUUUAAACAAUAUUUGUAAAUCGGAUACAGAUUUCGUCCAGAUUUAGAUAAACCUUAGCUUUGAUUUUUUCGAUUAGUUAGAUGGAUACAUAUAUUUUACUUAAAGAAUUCUACAAAAGUUUUCUUAACGUUUAUAUCUGUAAGUGUUAGCCAGCAUGGCUAGUGUCCUAAUGAAGUUACCAUGUUGGUUAUGUGAAAUUGAAAAAACUCACACACUCAUUGUUUACUACAUGGUAAUAUUCUUAAUCCUUUCAAAUUUCAGGCAGGGACGAAAAUGAUGAUGGUCUUGAAAAAUAUCUUGCUGGAGUAAUAGUGUUAGCACUAACACUAUUAGCAAUUUUGCUGAUUAUAUCGUUCGUGAUUAUUGCAUACUUGAUCUAUCAAAAUCGUCGACUGAAAUCAUCAAAGGCAAACCCUGAGAACAAGAACAAGGACAGAAAUAUUUCAGAAGAAAUUGAUGAAAAUCCUGACAAUGAUGAUGCGAAUUAUGAAGACGUGGAAAACGAAGAGUCGACGUAUACAGCUCUCAAAAGACCUGGCCCUGGGGAGGAAGAAAUUGAUAGUCAUUUAUAUGCCCAUCUAAAUGAAGUACACACGAACUAUGUGAAUCAGUAGGAAACUGGAUUUUAAG
Messenger RNA from Paramuricea clavata, 2046 nucleotides. The record is from the annotation of a GenBank genome assembly. Lineage: Eukaryota; Metazoa; Cnidaria; Anthozoa; Malacalcyonacea; Plexauridae.